Molecule: messenger RNA, 740 nt
Organism: Ictidomys tridecemlineatus (thirteen-lined ground squirrel)
Lineage: Eukaryota; Metazoa; Chordata; Mammalia; Rodentia; Sciuridae
Source: RefSeq, a predicted model, not a curated record
AACAGAAGGCAGAACUCAGGAUGACCUUCACCAUGGCCUGGUCCUAUCUCCUCUUCACAUUCACUGUUCAGUGUACAGGGUCCUGGGCCCAGUCUGUGCUGACUCAGCAGCCCUCACUGUCUGGGACUCCAGGACAGAGGGUCACCAUCUCCUGCACUGGAAGCAGUAACAAUAUUGGGGGUGGUUAUUAUGUAAGCUGGUAUCAGCAGUUUCCAGAAACAGCCCCCAAACUCCUCAUCUAUGGUAAUAGUAAUCGACCCUCAGGAGUCCCUGAUCGCUUCUCCGGCUCCAAGUCUGGCAACUCUGCUUCACUGACAAUCACUGGGCUCCAGCCUGAGGAUGAGGCUGUCUAUUACUGUCAGUCUUAUGACAAAAGCCUCAAGGCUAUCACAGUGCUUCAGGCUUAUGGGGAAGUAAGACAAGAACCUCUUUACCAUCUGUCAGGAGGGCAAACACCCUGGAGUUUUGUUCAAGCUUGGUCUCUGACUUUUACUGUUACCAGUACUCUAGGCCCAGAUGAACCUCCUGGCACUUCAUUGAGUGUCCUCUGUCCUCAGAGUCUUUCACAGCAUCGUGUUCCUAGGAAAAUGUCUCCACAGCAGGCAUUUUGUCCUCAGAUUCAGAGUUGUUUGAAGGCUCUUCUGAGUCAUGUUUCUAUGUUUGCCUUGCUCACUAGUUCAGCACCCACAGAAGAAGGUGUCAGUGAUGGCUACAUCAGGACUACACCUCCAUUGUCCUAG